CUUAGCAACGAUGAUCCGCUUCGGCAACGCGUCCUGUGUUGCUAAGAAGGUAUUAAAGUCCUUUCAAGUAUUUCACUGUAAUAUUGUUGUCUGAAGUUAUCAAAGUCCUUCUCGUAGGUAUGCUAAAUUCAUAUCAUUCGUGAAAAUGUACUUUUCAUGAAAGUACAUAGAAUAUAUUUUUGUUUACAACUGUUUUUAAAAGUUUAUCAAACCCGGAAGUGGUUACCAACAAUAAAUCUGAUAGUGCGUGAGCACCCACCGACUGUAGAACCAUUGCUUUGUCAAACACGAGAGCAGGCGAGACGAAUACAGUUAUCUGGUAAUGUAAUUAUGUCUGCGUGAUAGUUAUACACGUUAUGGACGUUAAGAUAGGAGAUGUUAAAGAUCUAGAAAACUGUUCUUUUAUGACAGAAGAUGUUGAAUGUGUUUUCGUGUCAAAAGGCACACUUGGAUUAUUUUGAUCUAGAAUUUUAUUCAGUAAGCAGUCACAACAAUGCCACUCAAGAAAGGGAAGAAGAAAGGUAGUGGGAAGAAAAGGUCUGCUAAAAAGAAACUGUCUAAGGCAGAGAAAGAACGAGAGAAACUUGAAAAAGCAACCGAACUCCUCACAACAGACGCAAAUUCUUUCGAUAACUUUGUCGACCGUAUAGAUAGAUGGUUAGCUAGUAACAGACACAAAGCUAUUGAAUUAUUUCGAAAGUGUGACGUUAAUGGGGACGGCGUGUUGACAUACGAUGAGUUCAAAGCCGGUAUGUUGGACAUGGAAGCACCAUGCUCUACCGUCGAGCUGCAUGCGCUUGCCAAGAACAUCGAUAAGGAUCAAGACGGUACAAUCGACUAUCUGGAAUUCACAAAGGGAUUACGGUACACAGAAAUGGCAAAUAAUGCUCCGAGUCUAGUCUCAACUAGAGUAGAAUCAAAUCCAUGCCCUGUUUGUAGUGUUGGACUUUGGCAGCCGCCUGUUGUUCACAGGCCUCGGUAUAUCAGGCUGCACCUUCGUCUUUCAACAUUUGACAAUCUCCGAUCGUACCCCGGACAUUUCACUGUGACUGUACACUCGCAUAUUUCUAUUUAUGGUAUAACAGAGAUCAUCAAAGAGGAGAUUGAUGUUUGCUCAACUAAAAUUAAAAUUUUUCGCGGGAAAGCUCGAGAAACGAGUAACCUCUUACAAGCAGACGAUACUUUAGAUACUCUGGGGUUUGAAGGAGGAACGAAAAAUGAACCGGUAGAUUUGACAUUGUAUUAUGAUUAUACGACAGAGUUUCAUGACUGUCCAAUUCUACUUACUGAUCAUUAUUUUAUUAAGUAAAUAGCACAGCGUGCAUUGUUAAUGUAUCCACUUGAUAUAACAAGUUGCAGAGAGUGAAUUGUUUUUACUGUUAAUAGGCAUAGGCCUAUUUUUAAUUACAUCUAGGCCCUAUGCAAGACGUAAAUAAAACAGACGUAAAACAGCCUUGAUGUGACAGGAACCUAAGACCCUGGGAUCAAAAGGCAAGCAUCUCAACCACAGAGCUGUUCAACUCCACUCCUAAUUAUCUUUAUUAUAUUUGUAAUUUUAUCGAAUUAUUCAUACUUGUAUGCAAAAUAAAUUCAAACAGAAAUACUG
Molecule: messenger RNA, 1606 nt
Organism: Anneissia japonica
Lineage: Eukaryota; Metazoa; Echinodermata; Crinoidea; Comatulida; Comatulidae
Exons: 1
Coding region: 494-1309 (271 amino acids)
Molecular function (GO): calcium ion binding
Source: RefSeq, a predicted model, not a curated record